Nelumbo nucifera (sacred lotus) is the source of this 1380-nucleotide messenger RNA. RefSeq names its product acyl transferase 4-like. The record is from RefSeq and is a predicted model, not a curated record. Lineage: Eukaryota; Viridiplantae; Streptophyta; Magnoliopsida; Proteales; Nelumbonaceae.
AGUUUCUCACGAAUCCAGAUCCUCUCACUCAUCACUAGCUAUGGCUUUCUCUGUAAUAAGAUCAGCUCGAAGCAUGGUUCGGCCUGCAGAGAAGACACCCUCUGGCAUGCUUGAUCUUUCAUUCAUGGACAAACUACCAGUUGUGCAGCACGGUGUUAGAUCAUUGCAUGUAUACAGCCAUGGCCAUGAACCCGCGAAGAUCAUAAGAGAGGCUUUGUCCAGGGCUCUGGUUCCAUACUAUCCACUUGCGGGGAGGCUGAAGAAAUCAAGCAAUGGAGAUAUCCAGGUUUCCUGCACUGCGGAAGGUGUUUGGUUUGUGGAGGCGUCUUCCAAUUGUAGCCUGGCUGCUGUCAACUAUUUUGAUAACAAUUUCAGUACUACUACUCUGCACGAUGAGGAUGAGCUUAUUCCGGAUCACCCUCCAGAGUCGGAUGGCCUGGAUCUGCCCAUCAGAAUGCAGGUAACCCAGUUCACAUGCGGUGGAUUUGUCAUAGGCCUUGUAGUCAGCCACGCCAUGUGUGAUGGCCUAGGAGCUGCUCAGUUCCUAAAAGCUGUGGGUGAGUUUGCUAGAGACCUCCAGCAGCCAAGCCCAAGCAUUGCCCCUGUAUGGAGCAGAGAAGUUAUUCCGACUCCUACACGUCUAUUAGCACAAGCAACGACCAAGCAAAAGCUACUGCCACAGCCACCACCUCUCUUAUUGCAUGACUACAAGCUAGAGAAAGCCGCUUUUGACAUUUCAUCAGACCGAAUCAGUCAGCUUAAGCGUGAGUUCCAAGAGUCUACGGGCCAAACUUGCACAACCUUUGAAGCCAUUGCUGCCAGCAUCUGGAGUAGCCGAACUAGAGCUGUAAGCUUCCAUUGUGACACAAAAGUUACACUCAUGUACCUUGCUAAUGGCCGUCAACUCUGCAACCCGCCAUUACCAGAAGGUUUCUACGGUAACUGUUUCUUCCCAGUAAGCAUAAAGGCAUCUAGCAAGACUGUAUCACUGGCGUCAAAUGCUGAGGUGGUUAAACUGGUACAAGAAGAGAAAUCUAGGCAGAAAGAAGAAUUCAGCAAAUGGAUGGAUGGUGUUUUCUCGGAACCUGGUGAGAACCCAUAUGAUCCCUCUAUCGCUUACAAAAAGUUGGUCAUCUCUGAGUGGGGUCGAUUAGGGUUCAAUCAGGUUGAUCUGGGGUGGGGUCCCCCUGUCCACAUGAUUCCACUUGACGGUUAUGGCAUCGUCCCUCUUGUGAUAAUAGGGACCCCACCUACUCCAAAGAAGGGUAUCCGUCUGAUGACGUGGUGCGUCAAGGGGACCCACAUGCCACAUCUUGUUGAGGAGAUGAAAAGUAGUCUGGCUUGAAGAAAACAAGAAAAAAUGUGUAAUAAGUAAGCAGA